AUGACCGAGGAACAAAACCAAGAGUCUACAGAGGUUGUUUUAAAAGACGAGGAAGUUGAGCAACAAGAGCGCCAAGAGUUGGAGGAUUUGCACGAGCCUCAAGAACCCCUUGAAGCCGCAGAGUCGUCACAGGCCGCGGAAAUUGCUGACGGCGCGGACUUGGCAGACUCGGAAAAUGCUGCAGAAGUCGCAGGCACGGGAGACCCUACGGUGGAUGAAGAGAACUUGAAAUUGGCACCACAUCAGCCAAGUAAUCAACGGGAAAUCGAUGCACGGUCAAUCUACGUUGGUAACGUGGACUACACGGCAGUUCCUAACGAUUUGAAAGACUUUUUUGGAGAAUGUGGUGUAGUUAACAGAGUUACCAUAUUGUAUAAUAGAUACACUGGAAGACCCAAGGGCUAUUCCUACGUUGAAUUUGAGGACAAGUCGUCCGUGGAUCCUGCCGUUGCUUUGAACGGAUCGGAAUUUAUAGGCCGAGCAUUGACGAUUGUUCAGAAAAGAACAAACUAUCCGGGUUUGGGAAAGACUGGACGAGGCCAUGAACCUCCAUCUAGUGGCCCUAAUGAUUCGUCAAUUAUCGCCUAG
Messenger RNA from Brettanomyces nanus, 588 nucleotides. RefSeq lists its product as uncharacterized. The transcript has 2 exons. Gene Ontology annotation, molecular function: RNA binding. Bases 1 to 588 code for a protein of 195 amino acids. The record is from RefSeq and is a predicted model, not a curated record. NCBI's taxonomy places the organism in Eukaryota, Fungi, Ascomycota, Pichiomycetes, Pichiales, Pichiaceae.